This is a messenger RNA of Silurus meridionalis, 2199 nucleotides long. RefSeq names its product ribonucleoside-diphosphate reductase subunit M2. Gene Ontology annotation, cellular component: cytosol. The transcript has 10 exons. Bases 716 to 1873 code for a protein of 385 amino acids. Gene Ontology annotation, biological process: deoxyribonucleotide biosynthetic process. Lineage: Eukaryota; Metazoa; Chordata; Actinopteri; Siluriformes; Siluridae. The record is from RefSeq and is a predicted model, not a curated record. Gene Ontology annotation, molecular function: ribonucleoside-diphosphate reductase activity, thioredoxin disulfide as acceptor.
AAAUCCAGUGUGGGUUUAUGAAGUAUAUAUUUUAAUAACCAGUCCUGAAUCUGGCGGGAAAUCUGUAGGGUGAAUGUUUUGUUCCAAACCGGAAAUCGACAUUAAUCUUGUAUUUUUUUCAAUAGUUCUGUUUUGCAUGCUUCAUAAUCGCUGCAGAUUUGUAUUUUAUAUCGAUUUGUUACUCACAUAAGGCUGUCAUUUGUUCAGUCUAGUGUUAAUGCAUUAUAUGGACUUGUUUGGCGCGUUUAUUCGUGGCGUUUGCACUCGUACAUAAAAAUACAAAUCAUUAUUUGUGCUAAAAACGUGAAACAUAAACGCGUUAUAUUAAAUUCAAUCGCAAAAUCGCGCCUUUUUUUAGAAUCGUAAACAAAAAGCCGCAUAUUUGUACAGAACACAGGCAUCUCCCCCCUCCAAAAAAAGCUUUUGAAAUAUCCCGCGGUUUGCUGAUGACGCUGAAGCGCCUGAUUGGCUGUCGACUGUGAAGGAAUUAAAGAGCCGGCACGAGCCUCGAUCUGAUUGGCUGGAACGGAUCGAGCGCCAAGAACGAAAUAAAAAGGAGCAGCUCGCGCACAUUCAGUUACUCUUUUUCCCUCCAGCUUUCACCUUCUCGUCUCUUCUUUCUCUCGCUUUUUUAAAAUUUAUUUUAACCGCUUUCCCUGUUUCCGUUUGGUUUUAAUUCGUCUUUCCUCGUUUUUAUUUGCUUUAAACCGUAACCAUGUCGUACACGCGUUCACCUCUGAAAAGCAAGAAUGAAAACGUUUCCACUAAGAUGGGAAACCUGUCUAUGGGAGACAAAGAGAACACGCCGCCAAGUUUGAGCUCGACCCGAGUUUUGGCCUCCAAAGCGGCGCGUAAAAUCUUCGAGGACCCCGAGCAGAAGCCUAAAGCCAGCAAUCGCAGUGUAGAGGAAGAGCCUCUGCUGAAAGAAAAUCCAAAUCGCUUUGUCAUGUUCCCCAUUCAGUACCAUGACAUCUGGCAGAUGUACAAGAAGGCUGAGGCCUCUUUUUGGACGGCUGAAGAGGUUGACCUCUCCAAAGAUCUCCAGCACUGGGAGUCCCUAAAAGACGAUGAACGAUAUUUUAUUUCUCAUGUGUUGGCAUUCUUUGCUGCUAGUGAUGGCAUUGUCAAUGAAAAUCUUGUGGAGCGCUUCACUCAGGAGGUCCAAGUGACGGAGGCACGCUGUUUUUAUGGUUUUCAAAUUGCCAUGGAGAACAUUCACUCGGAGAUGUACAGCCUGCUCAUCGACACAUACAUCAAGGAUCCAAAAGAGAGGGAGUAUCUCUUCAAUGCUAUCGAGACUCUUCCUUGUGUGAAGAAGAAGGCUGACUGGGCUAUCAACUGGAUUGGCAACAAAGAUGCACAGUAUGGUGAGCGGGUGGUGGCUUUUGCUGCUGUAGAAGGAAUCUUUUUCUCUGGUUCGUUUGCUGCUAUUUUCUGGCUGAAGAAGAGGGGUCUCAUGCCAGGUCUUACCUUCUCCAAUGAACUCAUCAGCAGAGAUGAGGGUCUUCACUGUGACUUUGCCUGUUUAAUGUUCAAGCACUUGGUGAACAAGCCUUCAGAAGCAACAGUCAAGAAAAUUAUCCAAAAUGCAGUUCAGAUUGAGCAGGAGUUCCUUACCCAGGCUCUGCCAGUUAAACUGAUUGGCAUGAACUGUGACCUAAUGAAACAGUAUAUUGAAUUUGUGGCUGACAGGCUGAUGUUGGAGCUGGGCUUCAGCAAGAUUUAUAAAGUAGAGAACCCUUUUGACUUCAUGGAGAACAUUUCCUUGGAGGGAAAGACAAACUUCUUUGAGAAGCGAGUGGGAGAGUACCAGCGUAUGGGAGUUAUGUCUGGGCCCACAGACAACACCUUCCGGCUUGACGCAGACUUUUAAACUGAGUAAAUGGACAUUUUCUAAACAUUAACACUUGAAGAGGCAAUGCUCCCUUGAGUGCCUCCGUUUUUCGCUCCCAACAUGAUCACUCAGCAAGAAUGUAAAUUUGUGCAAAAAUGUUUAUGGCUGGUUUUAUGUUGUACCUAAAUGCAUUUAAGAAUUUAUUUUUAACUUUAUGUAUGUGGUUUACAGAGCUUGAGCAUUUGGGAAGGGUUUGCUCUGAUGUACAAAACUGCUUUGCAUUUCCCUAAAACCCAGUCCUUUUCCCUUACCUAACUGCUUUUCUCUGGUGUUUAGUGUAAAUAAAUAUCAAAUGUUUUGGAAAA